CACAGUUAGUCCAGCGUACAUGUUUGUUCAGAGACAGGGAGAGGGAGGGAGAAAGGUGGAGAGAGAGAGAGAAAGAAUAUUCUUAUGAUUGAAGCCUUUAUUUUUAUAUUCUGCAAGAAAAAAAGGCAUCAAUUUUCUGCAUAGGAAAAGCACUGGACACUUUUUCUGACCAGUCACAUGAAGAUGGAAUAUAUAGUGCCCUUUGCACUAUUCUUACAUCUCUGCCUCGGCCAAGUGGUGGUGCCUCCAGACACUCCUACCGCCAUAGAAGUGGGGCAAAAUGUGACCCUGAGGGCCAAUCAUAGCCAUACUAUACUAGCUGGAACAUGGAACUUUGAGACCACAACAAUAAUAUUAUGGUACCCUGGCAACGAAUUGCCCACUCCACAAUAUGACGGAAGAAUUGUAUUUAAUACAAGUGAUGCUUCCCUGACUCUAACAUCUCUCCAAGUUGACGAUUCAGGAGAUUAUGGCUUAAAUGGACUGGACCCCGUAUUUCAACGGCAGUUUGUUUUGUCAGUUCAAGAGCGAAUCUCAAAUGUGACCACGACGGUGUCUAAAACCAAUUUAAUCGAGAUCAACGACACUGUCACUCUCAGCUGUUCUGCCUCUGGAACCCCUCUCAGGUUCCUGUGGAUCAACGGAACAUCUGUUGUAACAGCCAGCGAACAGAUCAAAUUCAGUGAGGACAACAGUGUCCUCACCAUCAUGGAAGUGACUAGAUUUGAUACAGGGCCAUUCUCCUGUAACGUGUCCAACAACAUAAGCCAUGACGCGAGCUUGACGCCCACCCUCAACAUCAGCUAUGGACCGAGUAACCUCAUGUUGGAGGUAGCCCCAUACAAGAUGGCAUAUAUCUCUGGGUCCAAUGUAGAUCUCACUUGCUCUGCUGAUUCCAAACCGGCAGCUUCAUAUGAGUGGCUGUUUAACGAUAUAUCACUGAACAAAUUUGGAGAGAACCUCGAACUCACCGAUUUAGAGAUGAGUGAAACUGGCCAGUACACAUGUCUGGUCCACAACAGUGUGACUUCUAGAUAUGAACAAAUCUCCAAAUCACUCACCAUUGUUGACCCAAUAUCAUCUGUGGUGGUAAAUGAAGUGGGCAGACCUCCCAUUCUGAACAUGACAUUCACACUGAGGUGUGAUGUGAUUGGGCCUCAUGUGGACUCCAUUCACUGGAUGAAGGACAAUACUUCCCUUUCUCCUGACAACAGCAUCUCCAUCUCUCACGACAACACAACAUUAACUUUCACAUCAGUUGAAAUGUCAGACAAUGGAAUGUACUGGUGCAUGGCCUUCAAUCCUGUGAGCAACAACACGAGCAAUGAGUACAAGCUGACGGUUAACUAUGGACCUAAGAUGCCCGUCAUUUCGGGACCCUCCAUCAUCGCAACAGCAGACAACUUAAUGCUUACUUGCUCUGCUGAAUCUGAACCACCCAGUAAUUUCACCUGGUACUUUGAUGACACUGUAAUGAUGGGCCCAGACUACAAACUGGACUCCGUUAGCUUGAGCAACAGUGGAAACUACACCUGUUCAGCUCAUAAUGACAUCACAAAUAUCACUAAGAUGGUCACCAAAGAAGUCAAAGUCAUCCACCUCAUAAGCAGUGCCACCAUCAAAAUCACUGGAAAUCCUCCUGUCGACCACAAGCUUUUUGUGCUGACCUGUGACGCUGUUGGCACUGUUUAUGAACGCGACUGGAUGAUGGAUGGCAUGGCUCUCAACCUGAACAUGAGUCGCAUGAACCUCUCUGAUGACAACAGCAUGCUGACCUUCGACCCCGUGCUGAAGUCAGAUGAUGGAAACUACACGUGUAUGGCCUCCAACCCUCUGAACAACGAUACUAGCCCCAUGUUUUCCCUCAAAGUCAACUAUGGACCUAAGAUGCCUGUCAUCACAGGCCCAAUGGGGCCUGUCAAGACUGGCUCCAAUGUGACCCUCAACUGUAACGCAGACUCCAAACCUCCCAGCAACUAUACCUGGUACUUCAAUGAUGGAAACAUGAUGGAAAGUGGCUCGAUGUAUGUGAUAAAUGAAGCCACACCAUCCGACAGUGGGAUUUACACCUGUGUUGCCAUGAAUGAUGUCACCAAACAGAAUAGCAGCGCUGUCAAAGAGCUAGAGGUUAUUGAUCCAAUCUCAGCAGUCCUGAUAAUGAAAGGCGAGCCCCCCAUACUUAACAUGACGUUCACCCUGACCUGUGAUGUGACUGGGCCUGUGGAGUCCAUUCACUGGAUGAAGAGCAGCGACUACCUGCAGACGACAGAGGACAACAGAAUAUCCUUCACUGACGGAAACAAAACGCUGACAUUCAGUCCAGUGAUGCACUCAGAUGAUGGGGACUACAAGUGUUCAGCCUCUAAUGCUGUCAGCAACAAAAGCUCCAACUUCACACUGAAGGUCAACUACGGACCUGAUAACGUCACUAUAUCUGGGCCAUCCACCCUGUCCACGGGAUCCAAUGUAACCUUCACCUGCGAUGCCUCCUCUUGGCCUGAAAGUAGCAUCAGUUGGUUCUUCAAUGGGUCUGAGGUGGAAAUGAGCUCAGUGUAUAAAAAAUACUCACUCAGCCCUGCUGAUAGUGGGGAGUACAGCUGCACUGCACACAACAACAUGACUGGCCGCUCCAGCUCAGUCACUAAGAUGCUGACAGUCAUUGAUCUGAUAUCAAAUGUUAUGGUGAAUGAAGAUGAUGGAUCCCCCAUACUGAACAUGACAUUCAUCCUGAGCUGUGAUAUGACUGGGCCCGUGGAGUCCAUUCACUGGAUGGUUAACAGCAGCUCCUACCUGCAAGCAAACGACACAAUCUCCUUCUCUAAUGAGAACAAGACGUUAACUUUCAAACACGUUGAUCACUCUGACAACGGAAAUUACCAGUGUGUUGCCAUGAAUGCUGUGAGCAAACUAAACAGUUCUGAGUACAUACUCAUGGUCAAUUAUGGACCAUGGGAUACUGUUAUCACUGGGCCACAGAAUGCAAAGUCUGGAUCAGGUGUGACAUUUCACUGUUCUGCUACCUCCUUGCCCCCUAGUGUCUACAGCUGGUACUACAAUGGAUCAAUGGUUGGAGAGGGUGCACUGCUGGAGCUGUUUAACCUUACCUUGAACAAAAGUGGAGAGUACACCUGCAAGGCUCACAACAACAAAACAAACAUGAGCAGCUCUGUCUCCACACACCUACGGGUAAUCACCCCUCUGACAGUAGUUACAAUUGAGACUGAAGGUCAGCUACCAAUACUAGGCAAAUCAUUUAAGUGUAACUGCAGUGCUAACAGUGAGAUCACGUCCAUUUACUGGAUGAAGAAUGGGAGCCUGAGCUGGAAUGGCACAGUGUCCCUCUCUGAGGACAAUGUCACCAUGACCAUAGACUCUGUGACGCAUGAUGACGAUGGAGAAUAUCAGUGCACAGCCCAAAAUGAUGUCAGUAACAUGACCAGCUCGGUGUAUGACCUCAGAGUAAACUUUGGGCCGAAGAAUGUCGUCAUCUCUGGACCUAAGCUUGCAGAGACAGGAGCAAACGUGACAUUCAACUGCUCUGCCACCUCAUGGCCCCCAAGUAGCUUCAGCUGGUACUUCAAUAGCUCUUGGGUGGCUAAAGGCUCCAGCUACACAACUGAGCCACUGGCUUUAGAUGGCAGUGGGGAAUAUACUUGCAUGGCACACAACAAUGUCACAGAACUUAACAGCUCUGCCUCAAUAGAGUUAGAGGUCUUCAUUGCCCCAACCCCUAUUGUGGUGAAGCCAAAACCGGUCAUUCCCAUGGACUCUGAAGACUUCUCGCUCUACUGUGAUAUUGCUGGGCCAUACAACAGUAUCCAGUGGUAUAGGGAUAGUCGCGCCUUGAUCUUCAACAACAGCAUCAUGCCUACCAUCUCCAACGACAGCACCACUGUGUCUUUCAAACCCCUCAAGAGGGCAAACGAUGGGAAGUACCAGUGUGUGGUAGAAAACGUUGUGACACGGCAUUACAGCGAAUCCUACGACCUUCGUGCCAGCUAUGGCCCAAGUGAGGUGGUCAUCAGCAUUACCACUGAGAACCCCUUCACUCUCACCUGUAAGGCUGACUCUCAGCCUCCCAGUGAAUUUGAGUGGAGCGUUGAUGACGAGCCAAAAGGAAACGGCAGUUCGAUUGAAAUGACGCUCUUCGCUGCACUUAUGCUUGAAACAAUUACCUGCAAGGCCACAAACCCACUGACCAACGAGACUGUUACAGCCACCUUUGAAAUACCAGAUUUGAGUGCUGCUCCUCCUCUCCAGUCUCGGGUUGACCUGACCCUCACAGUCCUGCUGGCUCUUUCCCUCUGCCUGCUGGGGAACAGGUUUUAUUAAACCCUUCCAUUUAAAAUUAUCAUCUCCACUUCCCACUGUUUAGCUACAUUGUCUUCUUUUUACGUCAGAUUGGACAUUGAUGAGGCAACCCAAAUGUGUCUGGUGAUCUUUUGUAUUAGAUUAACAUGUAUUUAUUAACGCAUACUGCCUCAGAGUUCAGUGCGUAAGAUAUAGUUAUGUUGCAAAUGUGUGCCUACAACAUGUAAAAGAAGCAAUUGUGCACAACUGAAAAAUUAGGCAUUUGAAUGCAGCAAAAAUCAAGAAUAUAUUUUAUUCAAUAUAUAUCUUUUAAUGCCGUUUCAAAAGUGAAGUUUAGCUUUAUUUAUACUAAUCUUAUUUAUGAAGGGUUAACUGUUCUAAUAACAUGAUGCACUUUAUUGCUGAAAGAACUCUACAUGUAUGCCUAGACCCUUCAAUACCUUUCUUUCUUAAUAAAAGCAUAUAUAUUUUAA
This is a messenger RNA of Sardina pilchardus (European sardine), 4784 nucleotides long. RefSeq names its product hemicentin-1-like. Lineage: Eukaryota; Metazoa; Chordata; Actinopteri; Clupeiformes; Clupeidae. The record is from RefSeq and is a predicted model, not a curated record. The coding region runs from base 178 to 4332 and encodes 1384 amino acids. The transcript has 17 exons.